AUGAAUUUUCAAGUAUCACCAGAACAUUUUCGCGCCAUAAUUUAUUACAACUUUCAGAGACAAUUAUCGCAACAAGAAUGCCUUGCUGAGUUACUGUCUGUUUUCGGCAACGAAGCGCCACAUCAGUCGACAAUUUCCCGUUGGUAUAGAGAAUUCAAACGCGGACGGAUCUCAAAGACCUCAAUUCAAAACAUUUUACAUGAAGAAUUAGGAGUAAGAAAAUUAGUUUCUCGUUGGAUACCCCACCUGUUGACUGAAGAGCAGAAAGCUGCCAGAGUCAAUUGGUGUCAAAAAACGCUUGACCGUUUCAAUUCCGGAAACUCAAAAAAUGGCCAACAAGUCAUCCGUUCUCGAAGUGUUUCGAAAAAGAUGGUCGCGACAUUUGUGUCAAAAGCGGGUCAUAUUGCAACGAUUCCUCUUAAUGAGCAAAGAACUGUUACUGCUGAUUGGUAUACCAUCAUUUGUUUGCCUAAAGACAUCACCGAGCUUCGAAAAAUCAACCCCGAAAGAAGAAUCCUCCUCCAAGACAAUGCAAGCUCACACACAGCCCAAAAAACAAGGCAGUAUUUAACGGAAGAAAACGUGGAAUUAUUGGACCAUCCUCCAUAUAGUCCCGAUCUAAGUCCUAACGAUUUCUUUACUUCCCCGAAAAUUAAAAACAGACUGCGUGGUCAAAGGUUCCAGUCACCAGAAGAAGCAGUUGACGCAUUAAAAUAUGCCGUUUUGGAUCUGCCAGCAAACGAGUGGAAUAAGUGCUUCGAAAAUUGGUUCGAGCGCAAGCAGAUAUGUAUUAAUCUUCGUGGAGAAUACUUCGAAAAACAAUAA
This is a messenger RNA of Acanthoscelides obtectus, 825 nucleotides long. The record is from the annotation of a GenBank genome assembly. Lineage: Eukaryota; Metazoa; Arthropoda; Insecta; Coleoptera; Chrysomelidae.